This is a messenger RNA of Pneumocystis jirovecii RU7, 231 nucleotides long. RefSeq lists its product as uncharacterized. NCBI's taxonomy places the organism in Eukaryota, Fungi, Ascomycota, Pneumocystomycetes, Pneumocystales, Pneumocystaceae. The coding region runs from base 1 to 231 and encodes 76 amino acids. Gene Ontology annotation, molecular function: RNA binding. The transcript is spliced from 3 exons. Gene Ontology annotation, cellular component: NatC complex. The record is from RefSeq and is a predicted model, not a curated record.
AUGAAAGGCAAACAAAUAUUGGAGUCAUGGCUUUUAAAAACUGUCCGUAUCACUCUGUCAGAUUUCCGUGUUUUUACAGGAAAACUUAUUUGUAUAGAUAAUGAAGGCACAGUCAUUCUUUCAGGUACACAAGAAGUCAACAAAGGUAAAAAACGAUCAAUUGGUUUAGUGGUACUUCCGGGAAAAAACAUCAUACAAUUUGAGAUUCAUGCAGAAGAAACGAUCAUAUAA